UAUAAAAUCAAGGCUGUGCAUUGAAUGCUGUGCCUCUUGAGUCACCAAAAAGGUUAUGAUAGAUAAGUGAACAGAAAACCAAACCAAUCAAAAACGUACCGCCAAAGACAGCCUUAACACUCCACGUGUGUCGCUUCUUGGACAGCGUCCUAUGUGCCAUUCUCUCUCUCUCUCUCUCCUUUAUUACAAUUCAAGAGAGCAAAUUUGGGUGGAAAUAAGACCGUUUCGGUUACUUGAGCCGUUUCAGCAAGAAAGUUUUUGUCUUCAUUGAUAUAAUCGCCACUGGAUCCUCUGGGCUGCUGUAGAAGACCUGUUUGAUUUAUUUCCUCUUGGUUCUGGUGUGAAUUCUGUUGGAAAUGAAUGGGCAUGAAGAGGAUGAGGUUGUUUAUGAGAUUGGGGUGGUGGUCCCGAAGAGCAAUGUCACAGAAGGAAAGGAGAGUCGUGAUUGCGUUGAGAUUCUUGAAGCUGAGUUCAGGAAAGUGGGGUUGAUAGUUGAUAGAGUUUCUGGAGUUUCAGAUGAGUUUAUCAAGGUGGCAGCACCGCUGGAGACUUUGGGGAGGGCUGCGGCUGAGAUGCAGAUGAGGAAACCUACUCGUAUUGGAAUGGAUCUCCAAUUUGAAUGGGAAGAGGUCAAUGCUUUUGUGAAACAGCCAGAUGGUUCAUUGUUUAGUUGGUGUGAGCGUUUUCAGUGCUACCAACACUUAUUAUACAGGAUCGUAAACAAGAGUGACUCAGUUAUAGUUUUAAAUUUUGAUGGCAAAGAAUUCCCUUGGGAAAUUGGACAAUCUUUACUGAAAAAGCUGGAAUGCGAGGGCAUUAUUAAACAAGUUUUUCCUUUACACGAUGAAACCAAGAGGAAGAAGCUCCUGAGAAGUUGGGCACUCAAUUGGUGGGAUUUGACUGACCAGCCAAUCGAUGAGAUUUAUUCAUAUUAUGGGACAAAGGUUGCUAUCUAUUUUGCUUUUCUUGAAAAGUAUACACGUUGGAUGUUCUUUCCGGCUGCAUUUGGGCUUAUUUUGCAAUUCGUUGAUUUUGGAUCAUUGCAGUUGCUAGUGCUCCCAGUGUUUUUCAUAAGCAUAAUUUUAUGGGCUGUGUUGUUUUUCCAGUUCUGGAAACGUAAAAACUAUGCCCUACUAGCUCGAUGGCAUAUAAACUAUACAAUUGGUGCCAGCCAAGGACAGAAACUUUUGGGCAUGGAUUGUGGCUCCGUUCAAUCUCCUGUGGAACUUAUGAAAAAAAUGGGAAUGGAUAAAACACAGGAGAAGCAGUUAUACCAAAGAUAUGAAUGGCUGGGAUAUCUCAUGCGAUUCAGAAAUGAUGCUAUUAUUAUCUUGAGCAUCAUCUGCCUCCAGUUGCCAUUUGAGUUGGCCUAUGCUCAUCUUUACGAAGUUAUUGGAUCUGACUUACUGAAGUUUGGUUUGACAGGCAUUUAUCUUUUUGUCAUUCAGCAUUUUACACAGUUUGGGGGUAAAAUAUCUGUCAAGCUCAUCAAAUAUGAAAACAAUGAAAAUACAGAAUACAGGGCUGACAGCUUGGUGUACAAAGUCUUUGGUCUUUAUUUUAUGCAGUCGUACAUAGGAAUUUUCUAUCAUGCCCUUCUACAUCGCAAUUUUACAACUCUUCGUCAAGUCUUGAUGCAGCGCCUUCUGAUCUCUGAGGUGUUGGAAAAUUUGUUGGAAAAUUCUUUGCCGUAUCUCAAGUACAGCUAUAAAAAAUACAGGACAAUCAGAAACAAGAAAAAACAUGAUAAAGGAUCAAAAAGUGAGAAGAUCCAUGUCACCUCCAGGGUGGAGAAAGAGUACCUGAAACCUGCAUAUUCUGCAAGUAUUGGUGACGAGGUAGAGGAUGGUCUGUUUGAUGAUUUUCUGGAGUUGGCAUUGCAGUUCGGUAUGAUCAUGAUGUUUGCUUGUGCCUUUCCUCUGGCAUUUGCCUUCAGUGCGGUGAACAACAUCAUGGAAAUUAGAACAGAUGCAUUGAAGCUACUUUCUAUGUUGAAACGACCAGUUCCUCGUGCUGCAACAUCAAUUGGAGCUUGGAUAAAUAUAUUUCAGUUUCUAAUAGUGAUGUCAAUUUGCACCAAUUCUGCCCUUCUAGUAUGGUUAUAUGAUGAGGAAGGGAAAUGGAAAGUAGAGCCGGGGCUUGCAGGAAUUCUCAUCAUGGAACAUGUUCUCCUGCUGAUCAAAUUUGGCUUUUCGCGCUUAGUUCCUGAGGAGCCUGCUUGGGUAAGAGCGAAGCGGGUAAAUAAUGCUACACAGGCACAGAACGUAUGCUCCAAACAGCUAUUGAGGAGCAUUUCCGGUGGAGAAAAAACAUUCUAUGGAGAAGACAAGACAGAGUGAAGAUCGAUUUUUUCAGGUUUAGUCAUUUACUUAGUCAAGACUCUCUGAAGAAUACUUAAGAACCAGAAGCUGAUGCUGCAAUUGUUCUAUAGAGCAGAAUUAUGAAACUUGAAUGGUAGUGGUGUAUAUAGGGAAUUUUGUCUUGAGUUUCGUCUGCUUGCUGUAAAUUGAGUGUUUUUUCAAGGAUAUUUUAAAGUUGUUUUGCUGCAAUUUAUUGUGGUUUUUGGCCUUUUUUUAUUGAAAAACUAUGGUAACUUCAAGACUAAAAUAAUCCCAAAAAAU
Molecule: messenger RNA, 2621 nt
Organism: Pistacia vera
Lineage: Eukaryota; Viridiplantae; Streptophyta; Magnoliopsida; Sapindales; Anacardiaceae
Product: anoctamin-like protein At1g73020
Exons: 17
Coding region: 357-2339 (660 amino acids)
Biological process (GO): chloride transmembrane transport
Molecular function (GO): chloride channel activity
Source: RefSeq, a predicted model, not a curated record